Molecule: messenger RNA, 1236 nt
Organism: Aspergillus niger
Lineage: Eukaryota; Fungi; Ascomycota; Eurotiomycetes; Eurotiales; Aspergillaceae
Exons: 2
Coding region: 1-1236 (411 amino acids)
Biological process (GO): wybutosine biosynthetic process; tRNA methylation
Cellular component (GO): cytoplasm
Molecular function (GO): S-adenosylmethionine-dependent methyltransferase activity; tRNA methyltransferase activity
Source: RefSeq, a predicted model, not a curated record
AUGCUCCCACCCCCCGAUGACCCCGACUCUACCACCGACACAACAAUCACGUCCACCAGAUCACCCCUCCCCCUCACCACCGACAAUGCCACCACCACCACGAAGAACCAGAACAACCACCACCACCCCCGCAAACCAAAACCCACGCUCCUCAACCCCCUUCAAAAAGGUAUCACAACCUACCUAACCCACCACCACACCGAUGCGACCCUCCCCCCCUCCUCCCUUCCCAAACGCUUCACCAUCUACGCCCCCCUCCUCCUCCUUCCCGUCAACGCCCUCACGACCCCACCCGCCUGGCACACCCUCUAUGCCUCCCUAACCGCAUCUCAAAGGACCACUCUCUACGAAUGCAUUCUCUCCGCCUUCUCGCGCUACAACCUCACCCACAUCGCCAUCAACGCCCCCAUCGCAUUAACCGACGCGCAAGGCACCGAGAACCGCAUGCGCAGUCCCGGCGGCUUACACCCACUACACGGGGAUUUUGGGCCCUCGCCCAGCACAAUCGUGAAUCUGGAUGCGCCAACAGCGGAGGACCUGGGGCGUGCGUUGUGGGUGAGUACGGUGCAGAACCAUGGCAUUGAGCAGUUUUGGGCACCUAUGUAUACGAUGUUCUCGAGGGGGAAUGUUACGGAGAAGGCAAGGAUAUUGGAUGGCAUGGAGGGGUUGCGGAGGGAGGAUAUGGAGGGGGCAGGGAUGAGUGUGGUGGAUAUGUAUGCGGGGAUUGGGUAUUUUGUGUUUUCGUACCUGAGGCGGGGGGUGCAAAGGGUUUGGGGGUGGGAGAUUAAUGGCUGGUCCGUGGAGGGGUUGCGGAGGGGGUGUAUGGCUAAUGGGUGGGGGGAUGAGGAUAGGGUGGUGGUGUUUCAUGGGGAUAAUCGGUUUGCGGCGCGUGUUUUGGCACAGAUCAGGCAUGUGAUGGAGGCGCGCGGGCGGUGGGCGCCUGUCAGGCAUGUUAAUUUGGGCUUGUUGCCCUCGUCGGCGGCUGCUUGGGGGGCUGCGUGUCGGAUGGUGGAUGGACGGUUGGGGGGUUGGCUGCAUGUGCAUGAGAAUGUGGAUGUGCGGCGCAUUGAGGAGAUGGGGGAUCAUAUCACGAAGGAGAUUGGGAGGUUAAGGGCCACGGCUUUGGAGGUUGAAGAUGUGGUGGCGGAGUGUCGGCAUGUUGAACAGGUCAAGACUUACGCUCCGGGGGUGAUGCAUUGCGUGUUUGAUGUCAAGAUGCCGGCACUGGAGCUAUAA